AUGAAGCUCAUCAGACCAGCACAACUGGCCAGGUUUUCGACCUCUGUUUUGCGAGCCAAGCCGCAACUCGAGGUCGACCGCCCUGUGCUUUCCGAAUUACCUCUGUCGAACUCUUUGGACUACGCUUUUACCACUUUCGACAAGCUCAAAAAUUGGGCAAGAAGAAGCUCCUUCUGGCCAGUGACUUUCGGCCUGGCCUGCUGCCGACAUCAUGAUUGUGGCCGGCACCGUGACAAACAAGAUGGCGCCGGCACUUCGCCAGGUGUACGACCAGAUGCCGUACCCGAGGUGGGUGAUCUCGAUGGGCAGCUGUGCGAACGGCGGCGGCUACUACCAUUACAGCUACAGCGUGGUGAGAGGCGUCGACCGCAUAGUUCCUGUGGACGUGUACGUGCCGGGGUGUCCUCCGUCGUCGGAGGCUCUGAUGUACGGCAUUUUCCGGCUGCAGAAGAAGAUCAUGGCCCACCAGACGCACCGCAUGUGGUACCGGGCGUACUAGGGGCCCGCGACAGCGGCUAUUUAUUAGGUGACUAG
Molecule: messenger RNA, 534 nt
Organism: Ogataea haglerorum
Lineage: Eukaryota; Fungi; Ascomycota; Pichiomycetes; Pichiales; Pichiaceae
Exons: 2
Coding region: 1-534 (177 amino acids)
Source: RefSeq, a predicted model, not a curated record